AAUAUUACAGUCAAUGUUGACGUGUCUUGAAGUGUGUAUUCAAACACAACAAACAAAAAUCAGCCGAAAAAUAAUAAUAAUAAUAAUAAGUAGUAUUUACCCGAAAACACCCGCUAUUUUGUUGACCAGAAAAUCUGUCGGUGACCAGUUAUCCGCCGACAUUAUAUCUAAUCAGCCAUGUCUUCAGCAGCCGAUUCGAUAUGCUAUACAUUGAUCAAUACGGAAGCCGACGAUACGGUCAGCGAAAUGACCAUCAGAAACGAUUUAGAGAAGGGCGACGUUAAGUCAAGAACCGAAGCCCUGAAGAAGUUGAUCUACAAUAUACUGAAUGGCGAAAAAUUUCCGCCAAAUAUGCUGAUGACUGUCAUCCGCUACUGUCUGCCAUCCGAUGACCAUCAGAUCAAGAAGUUGUUGUUGAUAUUCUGGGAGAUUGUACCGAAACGUGGCUCAGAUGGUAAACUGUUGCACGAAAUGAUACUCGUAUGCGAUGCCUAUCGUAAAGAUCUUCAACAUCCGAAUGAGUUCAUACGGGGGUCGACACUGAGAUUUCUUUGUAAACUCAAAGAACCGGAACUAUUGGAACCGCUGAUGCCGGCCAUUCGGGUGUGUCUCGAACAUCGCCACUCGUAUGUCCGGCGUAACGCUGUUCUGGCCAUCUUCAAGAUCUAUGUCAACUUUGAACAGCUGAUACCCGACGCACCCGACGUUAUAUUGGACUUUCUUUCGCGCGAAGCCGACGCCAGUUGCAAACGUAACGCUUUUCUAAUGCUUAUCCAUUUGGAUCAGAAGAAAGCAUUGGAUUAUCUGAACUCAUGUCUCGAUCAGAUCAGCGGUUUCAACGACAUCCUACAGUUGGUAAUCGUGGAACUGAUCUACAAAGUCUGUAUCGCCAACCCUAGCGAACGAUCCAGAUUUAUACGGGCCAUCUAUAACCUGUUGAACACCUCACAGUCGGCCAGUGUCCGCUACGAAGCGGCCGCCACACUGAUUACACUAUCGCAGGCACCGACUGCUCUGAGAGCGGCGGCCAACUGUUUCAUCGAUAUCUGUAUCAAAGAAAGUGACAAUAAUGUCAAACUGAUUGUUUUGGACCGAUUGGUAGCGCUGAGAGAUUCGACCACUACUGCCGAACGUAUACUACAGGAGUCACUGAUGGAUAUCUUGCGCAUACUGAGUGUGGCCACCGAUUUGGAAGUGAAACAAAAGAUACUGAGUCUUGGACUGGAUUUAGUGACAUCAAGAAAUGUCGACGAAAUGGUUCAACUGUUGAAAAAAGAGAUACUGAAGACACAAAACGAAUCCCAAGGAAGUAGCGAAGAGACAAACAAAUAUCGGCAACUAUUGGUGGGAACAUUGCACUCGAUUUGUCUGAAAUAUCCCGAUUGUGUCUCAACCAGUAAACUGUUGUCCACACUGUUCGAACUGUUGACCAAUUCGGACGACGAAAGUACCGCUAUUCUGGUGAUUAACUUUACCCGCGAAUACAUUCAGAAAAAUUUGAAUCAAAAGAAUCUGAUAAUUAGCAAAAUUUUGGAAGUGUUUCCCGUCAUUCGCAAUGGUAAAGUUCAUCGCGGAUUGAUCUGGAUUUUGGGCGAAUUUUGCGACGACAAUGAAAACCAGAUACAAGAAGCACUGACCGCUAUACUGGCCACCAUUGGCGACAUACCGAUUGUCGAGUCCGAGUUGAAAAAGUUGGAAAAUGGUACCGAAAAUGAUGAAACAUCGGUGACUACUAAUACCAAUAGUCAACCGAAUGCGGCUAAACUGGUCACUGCCGACGGUUCGUAUGCAACACAAUCGGCACUGAGUGUCAACACUAAAGUAGAAAAGACGGCUAACAUUCCACCACUGAGACAGUAUCUGUUGAACGGAGAGUUUUUUAUUGGUACCGCUUUGGCUAACUGUUUGGUUAAAUUGGCAUUUCGUUACAAACAAGUGGUCGGCUCUGGUAAACAAAGUAACCGAUUUCUGGCCCAAUCGAUGCUUAUAUUGACAUCGAUUCUUCAUUUGGGUAAAUCGAAACUGAUUAGCCAAACCAUCAACGAUGACGACUUCGAACGAAUUGCUUUCUGUCUGAUGAUUCUGACAAAUAUUUGCUCAGAAAAUGGUAUUAACGCCGAAAUGGCUGAACUUCUUAGCAAAAUAUUCUUGGCUGAGAUGCGUUCUUCGUUGGACAGUAUGCUUCAGAGCAAUAAAGCCGAUCUGGAAGAAUCAAAACACCAGAAAACGAAGAAAAAUCGAAAUGUCGAAAGCGAUGAUCACUUGGCAUUCACUCAGUUGAUGUCCAAGAAUGUCGAAUCAAUGGAAAACCAGUUCGACGUCAGUCUAUCGCAGGCCAUUGCCGGUAAUGUUGGUCCAACAGCUACCACAACGUUGGGCGGCGGCGGCCAAAAGGGUGUCAAUGUGGCCGACUUGAUAUCGGCCAGCAAAUUGUCUAAAGUAACGCAACUGACCGGAUUCAGCGAUCCAGUCUAUGCCGAAUGCUAUGUCAAUGUCAACCAGUAUGACAUUUGUCUGGAUGUCCUGAUUGUUAACCAGAGUUCCGAUACCCUGCAAAACUGUACCCUAGAGUUCACAACGUUGGGCGACCUUAAGUUGGUAGAGAAGCCGCAACCGCUGGUAUUGGCGCCACACGACUUUGCAAACAUCAAAGCAUCGGUCAAAGUGGCCUCAACUGAGAACGGAAUUAUUUUCGGCAAUAUUGUGUACGACAUAUCUGGUUCGACAUCCGACCGUAAUGUAGUAGUUUUGAACGACAUUCACAUCGAUAUUAUGGAUUACAUAAUACCCGCCACCUGUAAUGACUCCCAGUUUAGGCAAAUGUGGGCCGAAUUUGAAUGGGAAAACAAAGUGACCGUCAAUACCGGUUUGACUGACCUACAGGACUAUCUGAAUCAUUUGAUUGGUGCGACAAAUAUGAAAUGUUUGACACCGCAAAAAGCCCUGUCGGGUGAUUGCGGUUUUCUGGCCGCCAAUUUGUACGCCAAAUCUAUAUUCGGCGAAGACGCACUGGCCAAUGUUAGCAUUGAGAAAUCGGCACCCGAUUCGCCAGUUACCGGCCAUAUCAGGAUUCGGGCCAAAUCGCAGGGAAUGGCACUCAGUUUGGGCGAUAAAGUUAAUGCAUCGCAAAAGGCGGCCAAACCCUCAUAGAUAUAAAGAUUAGUCCGAUUUUUAAUUUGUUUUUUAUUAAAUUAAAAAUAGGUAUCAUAUCUAAGGUAUCUAUUAGAAAAUAUUUUUCACUAAUAUUUUUUUUAAAUAAUUAUUUUUGAUCCUAAAUUGGAAAAAAUUA
Oppia nitens is the source of this 3289-nucleotide messenger RNA. It is a transcript of the gene betaCOP, whose product is annotated as coatomer subunit beta-like. The record is from RefSeq and is a predicted model, not a curated record. Gene Ontology annotation, biological process: endoplasmic reticulum to Golgi vesicle-mediated transport; intra-Golgi vesicle-mediated transport; intracellular protein transport. Gene Ontology annotation, molecular function: structural molecule activity. The transcript is spliced from 3 exons. Gene Ontology annotation, cellular component: COPI vesicle coat; cytoplasm. Bases 178 to 3150 code for a protein of 990 amino acids. Lineage: Eukaryota; Metazoa; Arthropoda; Arachnida; Sarcoptiformes; Oppiidae.